GGUUUGUCGACAGAGUGCAGUAAAAAAUUGGCAGUCCGGGAGCGUUCAAGCGCGUGUCAGACUCCCCUAUGAUGGGGAGCAAUUGCUUUGAACUUUGCGCAGGAUUUAAACACCCACUUGUGCUGCAUAUAGUUGUUAUGCAUGCCUUUUAAUCUGAUGCAGAGAGUGCUUGUGCGCACUUUGAUGGAGUGGAUGGGUGCUGAUGGUGAUAAAAAAAAAGCUCCAACAUCGAAUUUCUGCAGGAGAUUCAUGCAGAGGGUGAAGGGAAGAGUGUCGGCAGUUAGUGUUUCACUCUGCGCCAAGAAGUUAUUUGGAUUCACGCAGACCACAUUGAGGCAUGUCCGUCGGAUUGAGGCGUCCUACAGGGAGAGAGGGCUGGGUAAUGCGUCUCUGGAAACAGGUGGAUGAAAGGAGCGAUCGGAGGCGCGGAUCUUUCUGCUGUUUAUCUUUGUUGUUUGCUGUGCUCAUCUUUGAACAACUGCUCCAAACCAGAGAAGAGGCGCAUGGAUUUGUGCUAAAGAAGCAAGGAUGGAAGCAUGGACUCAUAUCUUAGAACAGAGCACAGGACUCUAACCCACUGACAGCAGAUAUCAUUGUUGAUGUUGACAUGUGCCAGCUGGCAUCUUCUGUUCCUCUCUUGCCCUUCUUUAUUCAGGAGAACCAAUGCCCAAAUGGUUUUCCCGUCCAAGUGUGGUCCAGUUCAGCUCUCCCUGACCAUUUCAUGGGCCACAGACACACUCAAGCACCCAAGGCUGCUGCUUGACUCAACCCCACUGUACACCUCGCCCCUCCACCCUGACCCCUAACCUCCACCCUUCGCUCUCCUGUCUCACUUUUGCUGAGUGUCUCGCGUUCUGCUGGACCCCAAACCCUCCCUGAGCCCAUCAUGGUGACCUGCAUUCCCGCUCUGGUUCUGGCAAUGAUGUGUCAAAGCACCUUGCUCUCAGACCCGCCGCCAUCACGCCGCGAGAUCCGCAUCGAGGGCGACCUGGUCCUCGGCGGCCUGUUCCCGGUGCAUGAAAAAGGAGCCGGAAUGGAGGAGUGCGGUCGGGUGAACGAGGACCGAGGCAUCCAGAGGUUGGAGGCCAUGCUGUUUGCCAUAGACAGGAUCAACACGGAUAACUCUUUACUGCCAGGAGUCACCCUGGGGGUCCACAUCCUCGAUACCUGCUCCAAAGACACAUACGCACUGGAGCAGGCUCUGGAGUUUGUAAGAGCGUCUCUUACCAAGGUGGAUGACACCGAGUUCAUCUGUCCAGAUGGAUCUUACGCCCUGCAAGAGGACAGCCCGCUCGCCAUCGCGGGAGUCAUUGGAGGAUCGUUUAGCAGCGUCUCCAUACAGGUUGCCAAUCUUCUCAGGCUCUUCCAGAUCCCUCAGAUAAGCUACGCUUCAACGAGUGCCAAGCUCAGUGAUAAGACACGCUACGACUACUUUUCCCGCACUGUACCCCCUGACUUUUACCAAGCUAAAGCCAUGGCUGAGAUCCUCCGGUUCUUCAACUGGACAUACGUUUCUACCGUGGCAUCAGAGGGGGAUUAUGGUGAAACUGGUAUAGAGGCCUUUGAGCAAGAAGCACGCAUGCGAAACAUCUGCAUUGCCACUUCAGAGAAGGUUGGGCGUUCCAAUGCCAAGAAAUCCUACGAAGCGGUGAUCCGUCAGCUUCUGCAGAAGCCCAACGCUCGUGUGGCGGUCCUUUUCCUGCGCAGCGACGAUGCCAGGGAGCUGCUGGCAGCAGCCGCCAGACUUAACACCUCUUUCAUAUGGGUGGCCAGCGAUGGCUGGGGUGCCCAGGAAAGCAUAGUCAAGGGGAAUGAGGUCACCGCUGAAGGAGCUAUCACACUCGAACUGGCCGCCAACCCAUUACCAGAAUUCAACCGCUACUUCCUCAGUCUGAACCCUGCCAGAAACCACAGGAAUCCUUGGUACAAAGAGUUCUGGGAGCAGAGGUUCCAGUGCUCCUUGGGUGGAAGUUCAGGACACGGAGAGACGUCACAUCUGCCAUCGUGUGACCAGAACUUGUCAAUUGACAAAAGUCACUUUGAACCGGAGUCCAAGAUCAUGUUUGUGGUCAACGCAGUGUAUGCCAUGGCUCAUUCUCUUCACAAUAUGCAGCGGAGUCUAUGUUUCAACACCAGCAAGAUGUGUGACAGCAUGAAGCCCUUGGAUGGGCGCAAACUCUACAGGGAUUACAUCCUUAAUGUCAGCUUCCCAGCCCCUUUCUCUCCACCAGGCAGUGAGACGGUGGUGAAGUUUGAUUCCCAGGGGGACGGCAUGGGCAGAUACAACAUUUUCAGCUACCAGCGCUCCGGUGAGCGUUACGGUUAUGUGCCAGUAGGUGAAUGGGCGGAGAGUCUGACUCUGAACAGUGAUUUGAUUCACUGGCCCAGAGAAGUGGUACCCACCUCACAGUGCAGCGACCCCUGUGAGCGCAAUGAGAGGAAGAAAAUGCAGGCAGGCGAGUACUGCUGCUGGAUCUGUACAGCCUGUGAAGCCCAUGAAUAUCUGGCAGAUGAGUUCUCCUGCUCGUCCUGUGCUCUUGGUCAGUGGCCCACUGAUGACCUGACGUCCUGUUAUGACCUUCCUGAGGACUACAUCAUGUGGGAGGAUGCUUGGGCCAUCGGUCCAAUUACCAUAGCGUGUGUUGGGUUCAUGUGCACUGGCCUGGUCAUCUGGGUGUUUGUAAGGCACAACAACACACCGCUGGUGAAAGCUUCAGGCAGGGAGCUGUGCUACAUCCUCCUCUCAGGAGUCUUUAUGUCAUACGCCAUGACUUUCCUCUUUUUGGCCAAACCUUCCCCUGCCAUCUGCGCCCUGCGGCGCCUUGGUCUGGGUACGUCCUUUGCCGUGUGUUACUCCGCGCUUCUUACCAAAACCAACAGAAUUGCAAGGAUUUUUAACGGCGUGAAGGAAGGAGCGGGUGCAGUGAGGCCACGCUUCAUUAGUCCAUCCUCUCAGGUGUUCAUCUGCCUGAGUUUGAUCUCUGUCCAGUUAUUGAUGGUCACAGUGUGGCUGCUGCUGGAGGUCCCGGGGACAAGACGCUUCACUUUGCCAGAACGAAGACAGACAGUCAUCCUCAAAUGUAAUGUACGGGAUUCUAGCAUGCUGCUGUCCCUGGGAUACGACGUGCUUCUGGUCAUCUUGUGUACUGUGUAUGCCUUUAAGACCAGGAAGUGCCCCGAGAACUUCAACGAAGCCAAGUUUAUUGGAUUCACCAUGUAUACAACUUGCAUCAUCUGGCUGGCCUUUCUUCCUAUCUUCUACGUCACAUCCAGUGAUUACAGGGUUCAGACCACCACCAUGUGCAUCUCAGUCAGCCUGAGUGGCUUUGUGGUGCUCGGCUGUAUGUUUGCUCCCAAGGUCCACAUCAUUAUGUUUCAGCCCCAGAAGAAUGUGACCAGCCACAGGCUCAACCUCAACCGCUUUAGCGUCAGCGGAGCUGCUGCCACAUACGCCUCUCAUGCUUCUGUCAGCGCUCACUUCGUCCCAGCUGUGUGCAACGGGAGAGAAAUCGUGGACUCCACCACUUCAUCUCUGUGACCACAUCCAGUCUGCUUUAAAUCUGCCCCCCUCCUGCGCGACUGUUAGCCCGGUGACGAACAUUACCCCGUCCAGCUCCAUACUUACACCCCAAAAACACACACAAACAUAUGAAGACAUGCACACCCACCCUUCUGAUGGACUGUAACUCUGUCGUUUCACAAAUGUAGAAAGUGUGUAACUAUAAUUAAAUUAUUUUCUAGGGAUGUACAUACAUGGAAUCGACAUUGUUGUACGUAGAGAAACAAAAGAACAAAAAAAGUUUUUAGGAGGAAUUUUUUGGAGCCUUUGUUUUUGAUAGCUUUGUUAUGACGCUGUGUAAAUAGACAUUGCGCUUAACCAUGGUAGGAGGGCGGCGUCUCUCAGUCUGGAUGCAUAUUUGUGGCUCGGCUUGCCUCACCUGCAAUACUCACCGACUUUUUAUUCUCAUGCCUUUUUUUAGCUUUCAUUGUAAUAACGAUUCUGUACGUAUUUCCAAUGUUUAUCUGUACAUUUGUACAUAAUAUUACCGAUGGUUCAAACAGCACAAUGUUGAAGUUCUUGUAACCCUAAACUGAAUGUGGACAUAAAGUGGACAGGAAAAAAAAAAAAAAAAAGAUAGAAAGAUGAUUUGAUCUCACUCAUCCUUUUACAUCUUUAUAGAUGCACAUUGCAUCCAGGAUUUGUAUACUGACCUACUGUGGCUGUUUUAGCUGGAAACCAUGUUUUGCUUUUGAUACAAAAUGUUCAUUUUAUUGAUGCUAUAAUGGAAUCCCUUUAUCUGAAUGGCCAUUGUUUGUGUUGAGCAAAGCAGUCCCACUCUUCAAGUGCUGCUUCUCUGAAAGACUGCCGUGAUGUGUCCCCAAUAAUUAUUAAUAGCUGGAAUGAGAAAA
Oryzias melastigma (Indian medaka) is the source of this 4410-nucleotide messenger RNA. RefSeq names its product glutamate receptor, metabotropic 3 (gene grm3). Gene Ontology annotation, cellular component: membrane. The transcript is spliced from 14 exons. Lineage: Eukaryota; Metazoa; Chordata; Actinopteri; Beloniformes; Adrianichthyidae. Gene Ontology annotation, molecular function: group II metabotropic glutamate receptor activity. The record is from RefSeq and is a predicted model, not a curated record. Gene Ontology annotation, biological process: regulation of synaptic transmission, glutamatergic; G protein-coupled glutamate receptor signaling pathway. The coding region runs from base 887 to 3538 and encodes 883 amino acids.